AUGUUAUAUGAUAGUAAUGGAAUACGCGAUGGUGGUAGCCUUCGAAACUACCAGUUAGCUUGUGGUGUAUUAUGCUUACAUAAUAGGCACUCUGGAAAUAUAUUAGUCCAUCAAAAAACGAUUAAAUUAGCAGAUUUUGGAUUGUCUAAAAAUCAUUAUCCAAUUUACAAAAAAAAAGUAUUUGGCAUGGUUCCUUGUAUUGACCAAAAUGGCCGGCUACCAUUUUGUGAUGAAAAAUAUGAUCUUGAUUUAGCUUCGGAUAUCUCACAAAAAAAUCUUAGAGAAGCUGUUGUUCCUGGUACACCUGAAAAUUAUGUGGGAAUCUAUACCAUAUCUGAUUUGUUAAAAGCAAAUAAUACAAGAACAAACAUAAUAACAAAAAAUCUUCAAUCAUCAAGCAAACAAGAACUUAAUUCGAAUGAUUUUAAAGGCCUAGUACUAAGUAUUAAUAAAUCGGAACUACAUGGAGAAUUAUCCCUGCUUAUGAAUAAUUUUGAUGAAUUGAAUAUUUUCAAAGAUCUUAAGUCUUCUCUAAGUACUUAUAAAUCGGAACUACAUGAAGAUUUAUCAAAAGAUAUAACAAUAUCAAAAAAUUUAUCUGAAAAUGAUUACGAAUAA
Molecule: messenger RNA, 618 nt
Organism: Rhizophagus irregularis DAOM 181602=DAOM 197198
Lineage: Eukaryota; Fungi; Glomeromycota; Glomeromycetes; Glomerales; Glomeraceae
Source: RefSeq, a predicted model, not a curated record